This is a messenger RNA of Sebastes umbrosus (honeycomb rockfish), 2222 nucleotides long. RefSeq names its product peroxisomal N(1)-acetyl-spermine/spermidine oxidase-like. Bases 669 to 2186 code for a protein of 505 amino acids. The transcript has 10 exons. NCBI's taxonomy places the organism in Eukaryota, Metazoa, Chordata, Actinopteri, Perciformes, Sebastidae. Gene Ontology annotation, molecular function: polyamine oxidase activity. The record is from RefSeq and is a predicted model, not a curated record.
AGCUACGCUGUUUAAUCUCCUCAUUCAUUCAGUCCGUAUCGAAGCGCAAUAUCCAGCGGAGGUUCAUGUCACAAUGUAAAGAUAUUAGUUUGUUACUGAGGACUGUCUGAAGUGACCGCUUUAAUGCGCUGUCAGUCUGUCAGUCUGUUCUUUGAAACAGCGGUUGUCCUCUUAUUCAGAUCUCUUACAGCAUCCAGUCAGAAUAAACCUGCUUGUCCAGUUUCUUCUGUGACGUUCACGUUUAGAACACUGAGACUUCUGAACGUCAUCAACAUAUUGUCCCUUUACGUCAAUAAUGUGUUUUAUUGGCCUCCAUGUUUAAGGAGCAUUAUGCUGUCCAAGAGCCGUCGACUGAUUCGUUGUAAUUAAUGUGCACAAUAAUAAUGAUAAUGAUAAUAAAAACCAAAACCUGCGCACAUUAAAACCAGGCGCGUGCGUGUGAUCAGAGCCUCCUCGCGAGGGAGCAACUCUGCUCCGCGUCCACACAUGCGAUCCCACCUCCGGAGGCUGUUUGCUUUGUGCGACUACGAAGUUAAAAGACAAAUGUACACAGACCUCCAGGCAGACCGUAGUAACACGUACGCACACUCGUCCAUGAGAAGCACAGCUGCACAUAAGUUAACUCUCCCGGGCUCUGACUGGAGCUGCUCUUAUACAGGUCCAUUCUAAUGAGUUGUGUUGGAUGCGGCGCGAGUAUGGCAGUGAGUGACCCACGGAUAGUGAUAAUAGGAUCCGGGAUAUCAGGUCUAGCAGCGGCUCACCGGCUCGUUAACACGGGAUUUCAUCACGUGAGGAUACUUGAAGCGACUGCAAGAAGCGGAGGAAGAAUAAAGACCGGCAGACUAGGUCAUAACAUUACAGAAAUAGGUGCAACUUAUAUCCACGGUCCAUCUGAGGGGAACCCAGUGUUUUGUCUGGCUCGGGACUAUGGCCUCCUGUAUCCAGAGGCCCUCACCCCAGAGAACCAGGCAGGGAACUUUGAUGGAUGUCCUCCCCAGGUUCCCAACUGGUUCAGCAGUUCAGGUCAGAAGCUCAGUGCUGAACUCAUGAAACCUGCUCUGGAGAUGUUUGCUGAGCUAUUGGAUGAUAUUUUUCAAUUUGAGAAUCAAGGAGAAACGCUCUGGGCCAGCGUAGGACAUUACAUACGAUCAGAGGCACGACAGCGAGCAGCAGCGAGGUGGACAGAUAAAAGCACCAGGGAGCUGCUACUGUGUGCGAUCAGUGCCAUGUUGAAGAUAGAGUGCUGCGACGUUGCGACUGCCUCCAUGGAUGAGAUAGACCUGGCGGGAUAUAAUAUCCACAAGGGUCUACCUGGACUGGACUGCGCAUUCCCAGGUGGCUUCGAGGGCCUAAUCGAGAACUUGAUGUCGGAGCUCCCCAGUGGUUUAGUGACUUACAGUCGGCCUGUUCGCUGUGUCCACUGGAACAACACAGAGAGCGGAGGAAACACUGUCACGGUUGAGUGUGAUGACGGGGAGAAGAUCGCUGCUGAUCAUGUCAUCGUCACAGUACCUCUGGGAUACCUUAAGAAGCACCAUUCAACCCUGUUCUGUCCUCCUCUGCCGGCACACAAGCUGAACUCCAUCCAGAGACUAGGAUUUGGAACAUGCAACAAAGUAUAUGUAGAGUUUGAAUCACCGUGGUGGGAUGCUGACUGUGAGGUCAUCUACCUGGUGUGGAAAGAUGAGGUUAGCCAUGAACCACAGAAUAAAUUUUCCUGGAUAAGAAAGAUGUCAACAUUCGAUGUGCUCAAACCCUCUGAAAGGUAUAGCCAUGUUCUCUGCGGCUGGAUCGCCGGGCACGAAUCAGAGUAUAUGGAGACACUUCCUGAGCAGGAGGUCAGACUUGCCAUCACGGAGCUCAUCCGUACAUUCACAGGAAACCCUACCAUCACCCCGAGGAGAAUCCUGCGCACCCAGUGGUUUCAUGACCCCUGGACAUGUGGAUCUUACAGUCACACAGCAGUAGGCUGUUCGGUGCAGGACCUGGAGAACAUGAUGGAGGCCCUGCCUAUGAAGGGAUCACAGUCACAGCCCCUGCAGCUGUUGUUCGCUGGAGAGGCUACUCAUCCCUACUACUACUCCACCGUCCAUGGAGCUCUUCUCACUGGGUGGAGAGAAGCUGACAGACUCAUCUCUCACUACUAUCCACCAGUCCAUGUCCAGAUCAAAAAUUGUAAGAGAUGAACACAUAUGCAUUAAACAAAGUUUUUCCCCAAAAAA